Cottoperca gobio is the source of this 2692-nucleotide messenger RNA. RefSeq names its product polyribonucleotide nucleotidyltransferase 1 (gene pnpt1). The transcript is spliced from 28 exons. The coding region runs from base 139 to 2451 and encodes 770 amino acids. The record is from RefSeq and is a predicted model, not a curated record. Gene Ontology annotation, cellular component: mitochondrion; cytosol. Gene Ontology annotation, biological process: mitochondrial mRNA catabolic process; mitochondrial RNA 3'-end processing. NCBI's taxonomy places the organism in Eukaryota, Metazoa, Chordata, Actinopteri, Perciformes, Bovichtidae. Gene Ontology annotation, molecular function: 3'-5'-RNA exonuclease activity; RNA binding; polyribonucleotide nucleotidyltransferase activity.
CCAAUCAGGAGACAGGUCUCCACGACGUAAUUCCGGACAUGUGACUAACUGACAUGGAGGCCUCCAUGCUUACGUCCAAACUGUAACGGCACUCACUGACACCCAGAUACUUUUCUUUGUUUUCGUGUUUCUGUAGCUAUGAGGUAUUUGCUCCGGGUGGGGCACUCGUUUUCCCGCCUUCAUGUCCGUUUAUGUCACCAAAGUGUUUACAACAACAAUGCACAUCAACGAAGACUGGUGGUGGACCUUGGGGAGAAGAAACUUGAGAUCUCUACCGGGAGGUUUGCUAGAUUUGCUGAUGGGUCUGCUGUGGUAAAGCUGGGAGAAACCUCUGUGAUGGUGACUGCCGUGAGCAAAACCAAACCAUCUCCGUCUCAGUUCAUGCCUCUUGUGGUGGACUACAGACAGAAAGCAGCUGCUGCAGGUCGAAUCCCCACGAACCAUUUGAGGCGAGAGCUGGGCAUCACGGACAAUGAGAUCCUCACCAGCAGACUCGUGGACAGAUCGAUUCGACCGCUGUUCCCUUCUGGUUACUUCUAUGAUACUCAGAUCCUUUGCAACCUACUGGCAGUUGAUGGUGUCAACGAUCCAGAUGUUCUGGCUAUUAAUGCAGCUUCCGCUGCUCUUGCCCUGUCUGACAUCCCCUGGAAUGGACCCAUAGGGGCUGUGCGUGUGGGCAUGGUGGAUGGACAGAUGCUGAUCAACCCCACAAGGGCAGAGAUGACUUCCAGCAGUCUUAACCUGAUUGUGGCCGGAGCCCCCAGCAGUCAAGUGGUGAUGAUUGAGGCGUCGGCUGAGAACGUGCUGCAGCAGGACUUUUGCCAUGCAGUCAAGGUGGGAGUCAAACACACCCAGCAGAUCAUACUAGCCAUCCAGCAGCUGGUGCGAGAACAGAAGGUCACCAAGCGCACCCCCGCCAAGAUCUUCUCAGCCCCGACUAUUGUGGUGGAGCAUGUUCGGCAAUUAGCCUCACAUAAGAUUUACGCUGUUUUCACCGAUUACACUCACGAUAAGAUUUCAAGAGAUGAAGCCAUCAACAAAGUCCGACUAGAAACUGAAGAGAACGUUAAAGAACGAUUCCCUGAGGCGGAGCCCUUUGAAGUCAUUGAAUCCUUCAACACUGUGAGCAAAGAAGUCUUCCGCAAUUUAGUGCUUAAUGAGUACAAGAGAUGUGACGGGAGGGAGUUGACUGCUCUAAGGAACAUUUCUUGCGAUGUGGACCUCUUCAAACCGCUGCACGGCUCGGCUCUGUUCCAGAGAGGACAAACACAGGUGCUCUGCAGUGUCACGUUUGAUUCCCUGGAAUCCAGUAUCAAAGCAGAUAUUAUCACCACAGCUUUAAGCGGCGUCAAAUCCAAAAACUUCAUGCUUCAUUAUGAGUUCCCUCCAUAUGCAACUAAUGAGAUUGGAAAGAUGGGAGGCAGCAACAGGAGAGAGCUUGGACAUGGGGCUCUGGCUGAGAAAGCUCUGAGAUCAAUCAUUCCUAAAGACUUCCCGUUCACUAUCCGGGUCACAGCUGAGGUGCUGGAGUCAAAUGGAUCCUCCUCAAUGGCUUCAGCAUGUGGAGGCAGCCUUGCUCUCAUGGACGCAGGUGUGCCCAUCUCCUCUGCUGUGGCAGGUGUAGCAGUCGGCCUCAUCUCCAAGCCCAACCCAGAGAAACCCACUGAGAUCCAAGACUACAGACUACUAACGGAUAUUCUGGGGAUAGAGGAUUACCUCGGAGACAUGGACUUCAAAUUGGCAGGAACAAGCAAGGGCAUCACCGCUUUACAGGUGGACAUGAAGAUCCCAGGUUUGCCUCUGAAGGUGGUCAUGGAGGCGAUCCAACAGGCCACAGUGGCGAAGAGGGAAAUCUUGAGUAUCAUGAACAAAUGUACGGCGAAACCAAGAGAGACGAGGAAAGCGAACGGACCUGUUGUCGAAAAUGUCCGGGUGCCUGUUUCCAGACGAGCACACUUUGUUGGUCCGGGCGGCUACAACCUCCGCAGGCUACAAGCUCAAACAGGUGUGACAAUAAGUCAGGUGGACGAGGAGACUUUCUCUGUGUUCGCUCCAACACCAGGAGCCAUGAACGAAGCCCAAGAAUUCAUCAGCGACAUCUGCAAAGAUGAUCAAGAACAGCAGCUGGAGUUUGGCGCUAUCUACACUGCCACCAUCAUUGAGAUAAGGGACAUUGGUGUGAUGGUGAAACUUUAUCCCAACAUGAGUGCUGUCCUGCUGCACAACUCACAACUGGACCACAAACGGAUCCGACAUCCUAGUGCUCUGGGUUUAGAGGUGGGGCAGGAGAUACAGGUCAAAUACUUUGGACGGGACCCAACAGACGGCAGAAUGAGACUUUCUCGGAAGGUGCUCCAGUCUCCUGCUGCAACUGUCGUCAAGACAAUGAGUGAGAAACAGAGCAUCUCCAUGGACCCGAGCAACAGCCAGACGACCGCCACCGAUUUGUGACUCCCCAACACGAUGGCUAGCGUCUGGCUAACGGAGUAGUAGAUCGUCACAAACUGAACCGAGUGCCGUGCAUAAAGAGUUUCACCCUGCUGUUGCGCAGGUGAUGAAACUGCACUGGUGUGAACUACGGCGUCCUGCAGUCAUCGCGCUUCAGUUGAUCUGCACAAACUGAGAAGAACGCUUGGAUAAUAACGAGACGCACGUUUUCAAGAAUUAUAAAUCUGUUGUUAUUUACAAGCUU